Salvelinus namaycush (lake trout) is the source of this 8513-nucleotide messenger RNA. RefSeq names its product serine/arginine repetitive matrix protein 2-like. Gene Ontology annotation, molecular function: DNA binding. The coding region runs from base 1 to 8070 and encodes 2689 amino acids. The record is from RefSeq and is a predicted model, not a curated record. NCBI's taxonomy places the organism in Eukaryota, Metazoa, Chordata, Actinopteri, Salmoniformes, Salmonidae. The transcript is spliced from 11 exons.
AUGAAUUCACCAGAGGACAGUUCUUCCUUUUCCACUCAGAAGACCUCAAAUUGGACCGACCACCAAACAUCCACUCCACAGCCAGGACUUAGUCCUGCUAGCCCAGUUCAAACACCUGUUUCAACCAACCCUGCUAGCCUGUCUCAAUCACUAAUUCCACCCCAGAAACAGAGGACCACAGAGAAAGGAACCUCUGAUGCAUCACAGCCACACAGUGAACGGCGCAAGAGGGGGAGGCCACCCAAAGACAAGAAACCUCAUACUGUCCCAGAACAUCAGAUCCAGUCCACUUCAGAUUCAGACCCAUGUUCACAGCCAGAGGAACAGCAUAACGAAGGGUCCCAUCUCUGUAGUCCAUCUGUAGAACAAGGAGAUACAACCAGCCAUAAUGUUCUAAUUGCUGGAGAUCACACAUAUUCACUGAUUAGAGAGCUAGAGUCUGAACCAUUUGUUUCACCCCAGAAACAGAGGACCACAGAGAAAGGAACCUCUGAUGCAUCACAGCCACACGGUGAACGGCGCAAGAGGGGGAGGCCACCCAAAGACAAGACACCUCAUACUGUCCCAGGACAUCAGAUCCAUCAGGCCCUAACAGAUACACACCCAUGUUCACAGCCAGAGGACCAAACAGAGGCUGAGACACAGUCCUUGACACCCAACUCACCUGCGCCUGGCCUUGAGGACAGGUGUCCGGCACCGGUGACAAAGAGGAAGUAUACAAAAAAAUCGGAGACCCCUAAGGUAGACCAGUCGCAGGAGACUGACCAGUCGCAGGAGACUGACCAGCCGCAGGAGACUGACCAGCCGCAGGAGAUCCAGUCCCCUUCAGAUUCAGACCCAUGUUCACAGCGAGAGGAACAAACGAAUGCUGUCACAGUGACACAUCCCCUCUCAUCCAACCCACCUGUGCCUGAGGACAGGUGUCAGCCACCUGAUGCCCAAACAGAGGUUGAGACACAGCCCCUGUCACCCAGCCCACCCGUGGGCACCUCUGAACUACCAUCCCCCACCAAGGAUUUCCAGAGGGUACAGCGUAACGAAGGGUCCCAUCUCUGUAGUCCAUCUGUAGAACAAGGAGAUACAACCAGCCAUAAUGUCCUAAUUGCUGGAGAUCACACAGACUCACUGACCAGAGAGCUAGAGGCUGAACUAUUUGUUUCACCCCAGAAACAGAGGACCACAGAGAAAGGAACUUCUGAUGCGUCACAGCCACACGGUGAACGGCGCAAGAGGGGGAGGCCACCCAAAGACAAGACACCUCAUACUGUCCCAGGACAUCAGAUCCAUCAGGCCCUAACAGAUACACACCCAUGUUCACAGCCAGAGGACCAAACAGAGGCUGAGACACAGUCCUUGACACCCAACUCACCUGCGCCUGGCCUUGAGGACAGGUGUCCGGCACCGGUGACAAAGAGGAAGUAUACAAAAGAAUCGGAGACCCCUAAGGUAGACCAGCCGCAGGAGACUGACCAGCCGCAGGAGACUGACCAGCCGCAGGAGACUGACCAGCCGCAGGAGACUGUAAGAAAUUGGAAGAAGACAUCUAAGGUAGUCCAGUCACAGGAGACUGACCAGUCACAGGAGACUGACCAGUCACAGGAGACUGACCAGUCACAGGAGACUGACCAGUCACAGGAGAUUAACCAUUCGCAGGAGAUUAACCAUUCGCAGGAGAUUAACCAUUCGCAGGAGACUGACCAGUCACAGGAGACUGACCAUUUGCAGGAGACUGACCAGUCACAGGAGAUCCAGUCCCCUUCAGAUUCAGACCCAUGUUCACAGCGAGAGGAACAAACGAAUGCUGUCACAGUGACACAUCCCCUGUCACCCAACCCACCUGUGCCUGAGGACAGGUGUCAGUCACCGAUGAGGAAGUAUACAAAAAAAUCGGAGACCCCUAAGGUAGACCAGCCGCAGGAGACUGACCAGCUGCAGGAGACUGACCAGCCGCAGGAGACUGACCAGCCGCAGGAGACUGACCAGCCGCAGGAGACUGACCAGCCGCAGGAGAUCCAGUCCCCUUCAGAUUCAGACCCAUGUUCACAGCGAGAGGAACAAACGAAUGCUGUCACAGUGACACAUCCCCUCUCAUCCAACCCACCUGUGCCUGAGGACAGGUGUCAGCCACCUGAUGCCCAAACAGAGGUUGAGACACAGCCCCUGUCACCCAACCCACCCGUGGGCACCUCUGAACUACCAUCCCCCACCAUGGAUUUCCAGAGGGUACAGCGUAACGAAGGGUCCCAUCUCUGUAGUCCAUCUGUAGAACAAGGAGAUACAACCAGCCAUAAUGUCCUAAUUGCUGGAGAUCACACAGACUCACUGACCAGAGAGCUAGAGGCUGAACUAUUUGUUUCACCCCAGAAACAGAGGACCACAGAGAAAGGAACCUCUGAUGCGUCACACCCACACGGUGAACGGCGCAAGAGGGGGAGGCCACCCAAAGACAAGACACCUCAUACUGUCCCAGAACAUCAGAUCCAUCAGGCCCUAACAGAUACACACCCAUGUUCACAGCCAGAGGACCAAACAGAGGCUGAGACACAGUCCUUGACACCCAACUCACCUGCGCCUGGCCUUGAGGACAGGUGUCCGGCACCGGUGACAAAGAGGAAGUAUACAAAAAAAUCGGAGACCCAUAAGGUAGACCAGCCGCAGGAGACUGACCAGCCGCAGGAGACUGUAAGAAAUUGGAAGAAGACAUCUAAGGUAGUCCAGUCACAGGAGACUGACCAGUCACAGGAGAUUAACCAUUCGCAGGAGACUGACCAGUCACAGGAGACUAACCAUUUGCAGGAGACUGAUCAGUCACAGGAGACUAACCAUUCGCAGGAGACUGACCAGUCACAGGAGAUUAACCAUUCGCAGGAGACUGACCAGUCACAGGAGAUUAACCAUUCGCAGGAGACUGACCAGUCACAGGAGACUGACCAUUUGCAGAAGACUGACCAGUCACAGGAGAUCCAGUCCCCUUCAGAUUCAGACCCAUGUUCACAGCGAGAGGAACAAACGAAUGCUGUCACAGUGACACACCCCCUGUCACCCAACCCACCUGUGCCUGAGGACAGGUGUCAGUCACCGAUGAGGAAGUAUACAAAAAAAUCGGAGACCCCUAAGGUAGACCAGCCGCAGGAGACUGACCAGCUGCAGGAGACUGACCAGCUGCAGGAGACUGACCAGCCGCAGGAGACUGACCAGCCGCAGGAGAUCCAGUCCCCUUCAGAUUCAGACCCAUGUUCACAGCGAGAGGAACAAACGAAUGCUGUCACAGUGACACAUCCCCUCUCAUCCAACCCACCUGUGCCUGAGGACAGGUGUCAGCCACCUGAUGCCCAAACAGAGGUUGAGACACAGCCCCUGUCACCCAGCCCACCCGUGGGCACCUCUGAACUACCAUCCCCCACCAAGGAUUUCCAGAGGGUACAGCGUAACGAAGGGUCCCAUCUCUGUAGUCCAUCUGUAGAACAAGGAGAUACAACCAGCCAUAAUGUCCUAAUUGCUGGAGAUCACACAGACUCACUGACCAGAGAGCUAGAGGCUGAACUAUUUGUUUCACCCCAGAAACAGAGGACCACAGAGAAAGGAACCUCUGAUGCGUCACAGCCACACGGUGAACGGCGCAAGAGGGGGAGGCCACCCAAAGACAAGACACCUCAUACUGUCCCAGAACAUCAGAUCCAUCAGGCCCUAACAGAUACACGCCCAUGUUCACAGCCAGAGGACCAAACAGAGGCUGAGACACAGUCCUUGACACCCAACUCACCUGCGCCUGGCCUUGAGGACAGGUGUCCGGCACCGGUGACAAAGAGGAAGUAUACAAAAGAAUCGGAGACCCCUAAGGUAGACCAGCCGCAGGAGACUGACCAGCCGCAGGAGACUGACCAGCCGCAGGAGACUGUAAGAAAUUGGAAGAAGACAUCUAAGGUAGUCCAGUCACAGGAGACUGACCAGUCACAGGAGAUUAACCAUUCGCAGGAGACUGACCAGUCACAGGAGACUAACCAUUCGCAGGAGACUGACCAGUCACAGGAGACUAACCAUUCGCAGGAGACUGACCAGUCACAGGAGAUUAACCAUUCGCAGGAGACUGACCAGUCGCAGGAGAUUAACCAUUCGCAGGAGACUGACCAGUCACAGGAGACUGACCAUUUGCAGGAGACUGACCAGUCACAGGAGAUCCAGUCCCCUUCAGAUUCAGACCCAUGUUCACAGCGAGAGGAACAAACGAAUGCUGUCACAGUGACACAUCCCCUGUCAUCCAACCCACCUGUGCCUGAGGACAGGUGUCAGCCACCUGAUGCCCAAACAGAGGUUGAGACACAGCCCCUGUCACCCAACCCACCCGUGGGCACCUCUGAACUACCAUCCCCCACCAAGGAUUUCCAGAGGGUACAGCGUAACGAAGGGUCCCAUCUCUGUAGUCCAUCUGUAGAACAAGGAGAUACAACCAGCCAUAAUGUCCUAAUUGCUGGAGAUCACACAGACUCACUGACCAGAGAGCUAGAGGCUGAACUAUUUGUUUCACCCCAGAAACAGAGGACCACAGAGAAAGGAACUUCUGAUGCGUCACACCCACACGGUGAACGGCGCAAGAGGGGGAGGCCACCCAAAGACAAGACACCUCAUACUGUCCCAGAACAUCAGAUCCAUCAGGCCCUAACAGAUACACGCCCAUGUUCACAGCCAGAGGACCAAACAGAGGCUGAGACGCAGUCCUUGACACCCAACUCACCUGCGCCUGGCCUUGAGGACAGGUGUCCGGCACCGGUGACAAAGAGGAAGUAUACAAAAAAAUCGGAGACCCCUAAGGUAGACCAGUCGCAGGAGACUGACCAGUCACAAGAGAGUGAGAAUUUGAGCAAGAGGAAGCAUGCAUCUAAAACGUCACAGACCUCCAAGGUAGCUCAAUCACAGGACACUGUCCAGUCGCAGAAGACUGUCCAGUCGCAAGAGACUGUGAGGAAGUGGAAACAUACUAGAAAGUCACAUAGCCAUAAAGUAGACCAGUCACAGGAAACUGUGGGAAAUAGGGAAAAGACAUCUGAAAUAUCGCUGAAACGUAAGCUACAGUCACAAGUGGAGACUGUAAAAAAGAAAAAAUAUACUAAGAAGUCAAAGAGCCAUAAUGUAGUCUUUGCCAACCCCAUCUCACUCCCUGUGUUAUCUGCAGACCUCUCCCCCAGCGUUUCCUCUUCCACACACAACCCUCCUGCUGUCCCAAAGAGAAAACAUAGAAAAAAAACACAGAGCCACAGGGUAGACUCUGAGAUCCUUUCUUCAUUCCCUGUUCUAUCUGCAGAACUCUCUUCUGGCCUAAAGAGGAGCCUCUCUCCUACUCUCAGCCCUCCUGCCGUCUCUUUCUCGACAAACACACCUAAGAGAGUCAGAACGACAAACACACCUAAGAGAGUCAGAACGACAAACACACCUAAGAGAGUCAGAACGACAAACACAAACACACCUAAGAGAGUCAGAACGACAAACACAAACACACCUAAGAGAGUCAGAGGCAGAACUAAGGUGGUCCAGCAGCAGAUGUGUCUUAGCUCCACCCCAGGCCCCAGAUCCUCCAUAGGAACAGUCAACCCCUUCUCUGUCUCUCUGUCUCCCCUGGUCCCCAGCUCUAAGCCAGACAGCCCUCAGAACGCCUCACCUAUCACCUGGAAGCUGUUAGAACAUCUAGACAAGAAUCCAGAGCCAGACGGAGCUGUACCCAGCAGUAAACCUUGGGGUAAACCCAGAGGUCGACCAAGGAAGGACCCGGCUGGAGUGAAGAAGGCAGCUGUAGUGAAGGGAGUGAAGAAGGCGGCUGGAGUGAAGGGAGUGAAGAAGCCGGCUGGAGUGAAGAAGGUGGCUGUAGUGAAGGGAGUGAAGAAGGCGGCUGUAGUGAAGGGAGUGAAGAAGGCGGCUGUAGUGAAGGGAGUGAAGAAGGCGGCUGUAGUGAAGGGAGUGAAGAAGGCGGCUGUAGUGAAGGGAGUGAAGAAGCCGGCUGUAGUGAAGGGAGUGAAGAAGCCGGCUGUAGUGAAGGGAGUGAAGAAGCCGGCUGGAGUGAAGGGAGUGAAGAAGCCGGCUGGAGUGAAGGGAGUGAAGAAGCCGGCUGGAGUGAAGGGAGUGAAGAAGCCGGCUGGAGUGAAGGGAGUGAAGAAGCCGGCAGUAGUGAAGGGAGUGAAGAAGCCGGCUGUAGUGAAGGGAGUGAAGAAGCCGGCUGUAGUGAAGGGAGUGAAGAAGCCGGCUGUAGUGAAGGGAGUGAAGAAGCCGGCUGUAGUGAAGGGAGUGAAGAAGCCGGCUGUAGUGAAGGGAGUGAAGAAGCCGGCUGUAGUGAAGGGAGUGAAGAAGCCGGCUGUAGUGAAGGGAGUGAAGAAGCCGGCUGUAGUGAAGGGAGUGAAGAAGCCGGCUGUAGUGAAGGGAGUGAAGAAGCCGGCUGGAGUGGAGGGAGUGAAGAAGCCGGCUGUAGUGAAGGGAGUGAAAGACCCGGCUGUAGGGAAGAGAGUGAAGGACCCGGCUGUAGGGAAGAGAGUGAAGGACCCGGCUGUAGGGAAGAGAGUGAAGGACCCGGCUGUAGGGAAGAGAGUGAAGGACCCGGCUGUAGGGAAGAGAGUGAAGGACCCGGCUGUAGGGAAGAGAGUGAAGGACCCGGCUGUAGGGAAGAGAGUGAAGACUCAGUAUGGUAAGAAGGUGAAGACUGCAGCAGAGGGAGGUUCCCAGGCCUGCAGCUCAGAGGGGCCUCCAGCCAAGCACAGAUGUAGAAGCAGGAAGGGUCUUACAGCAGAGGGAGGUUCCCAGACCUGCAGCUCAGAGGGGCCUCCAGCCAAGCACAGACGUAGAAGCAGGAAGGGUCUUACAGCAGAGGGAGUGGAGAGAGUCGGGCUGCAGAGCGACGACAGCACCAGCUCUCAGCCAAUCCAAUGCUCCAGACCACGGUUUGAGCUACUGGAGUUGGACUCACCGGACGAAGACACAGGAGAUGCCUCCCUGUCCUCAAACCUGUCCAUCGAACUGAGCCUACAGGAAGACCACUUGUCAUCACUUCCUCUUGAAGAGGAGGAAGAGCAGGAGGAUGAGGAAGAUCUGCCCAGUUUCUUAAAUAACACAAAGCCGCUGUCCAUAACAGAGGGAAUAUGUGUUUGGUGCAAAUUUAGAAACUAUCCUUUCUGGCCGGCAAUGGUGAAAAGCGUGAACCGGAAGAUGAAGAAAGCCAGCAUUGUGUUUAUUGACAACCUGCUGUUUGACAAGAAGAGGAUACGAAAAGGCUUCUCUGUGGCCCUAAAAACAUUGAAGCCUUUUGACUGUGAAGAGGCUGAUCAGCUUGUGUGUAAAGCCAGAGAGAGUUAUGAUGCUGCCAUCAAAUGGUGCCUGGAGCUGAUCGCCGACUAUAGAAUCCGUAUCGGAUGUGGCUUCACCGGCUCCUUCAUUGAAUACUUUUCUGAUGACAUAAGCUGUCCUGUGAGGAGACGUUAUCCUCAGAGUACCUCUGACCUCAACUUCCCCAGUAAGCUGAUGUUGGAGGAGCAGUUUUUAACCUCUGACCUUGGGGAGGAAGAGGAGGAGGGCAGCGGCCGGCAGGAGGAGGAGAGGAGGAGGAGGAGGAGGAGGAAGCUGCUGCCUGACCGCUCCAAGGCAGCACGUAACCGUGCCAAUGAGAAACUGGUGGACUUCAUCAUUAAGCAACGCCGGGUGGAGACACGCCUUCUAGGUGUGAUCGGCGGGCAGCAACAGUCUAAGUGGCUGCGAUGGUUCCUGGCAGCCAGUCGGUCAGUAGUGGACACCUACCUGGAGGAUGAGGACCAGCUGGACCAGGUGUAUCAGUACCUGAGGGGGGUGUAUGAGACCGCCCCCCUCACCGCCCCCUGCCUGGCUGACGUUGACCGCAUACGUCUCGUCCUGGACGUCCUCUUACCUGAGGCUAUUAUCUAUGCCAUAGCUGGAGUGGACAAGUUGUCACUGGUGAAGGCAGAGGACAAAUACCUAAAAGGGCCCUGUCUGAGUAAAAGGGAAAGAGAGGAGUUUGAUUGGAUGAUCGAGCAACAGAUGAAAAUGAAAGCAUCGAUCGGUCAGCGUCCUGUGCACUGAACACCACACUGCCUACUUUGGCUUCCAGCCGUCAGACUUCAGCCGAGAUGAAAUCCCAGGGCGUGUUGUAUAGUGCUUUACCUUCAAAUGUCAUUUCUGAUUGAGACGACAUCUGCAGCGUUUUACCGUGAAUGUGAAAAUCCUGGGAGGACGUACACCGCGGUUUAGACCCACUACCACAGUAUUUUAUCCAUCAUGGUUGCCCGUUAAGGCUGGAUUACUGUAAAUUCUGUAAAUACUGGUCUAUUUUUAUAUGGAAAAGGAAUGUCUUCUUUUUUUUUAAAUAGUAAUAUUUUAAUUCCUCUUCCUGUUUGAAUUCCUGUCUAAUUAUGUGGCUAUGUAAGGUUAGCUUGUCGAUACCUUCAUCUAUACCUAUUUCUUGGUGACAGGCAUAUAACAUUCUGAAUGUGAAUCAUGUCAGCUCAAUAAAGCUUCCUCAGUCA